Messenger RNA from Drosophila mauritiana, 325 nucleotides. RefSeq names its product stellate orphon protein at 12D-like. The annotation marks the transcript as partial. The record is from RefSeq and is a predicted model, not a curated record. Gene Ontology annotation, molecular function: protein kinase regulator activity. Gene Ontology annotation, cellular component: cytoplasm; protein kinase CK2 complex. The transcript has a single exon. Lineage: Eukaryota; Metazoa; Arthropoda; Insecta; Diptera; Drosophilidae.
AGCAGCUGGAUCAGUUGGUUCCUCGGGAUCAAGGGCAACGAGUACCUCUGCCGCGUGCCCAUCGACUACAUUCAGGAGACGUUCAACCAGAUGGGACUGGAGGACUUCACCGACACACUGCAAGUGAUACUGAAUCCGGUGUUCGACAGUUCCUUGGACUGGGUCGUCGGCGAUGAGGAGAAGUGGUACGGCAUGAUCCACGACCGAUUCAUCAUGUCAGAGAGAAAAGCCCUGCCUGUGGGCCCCAGCGACGUGUGGGUCAAGUCCAACGUGAAGAUCUUCUGCCCUCGCUGUAACGAUACACAGCCGGACCAAAGACACUAGA